Molecule: messenger RNA, 2976 nt
Organism: Pistacia vera
Lineage: Eukaryota; Viridiplantae; Streptophyta; Magnoliopsida; Sapindales; Anacardiaceae
Product: pentatricopeptide repeat-containing protein At3g57430, chloroplastic-like
Exons: 2
Coding region: 161-2620 (819 amino acids)
Biological process (GO): RNA modification
Molecular function (GO): RNA binding; protein binding
Source: RefSeq, a predicted model, not a curated record
UACGGAAGCUCACUAAAGAGACACCACAAGAUUUUGGUGCCAUCUUUCAACGACAGCACCAUAUGAAGUAUUUGAACGAGAGUCCAGAAUUAGAACAACCAUAGUAUUUAUCGAUGGCUUUUUGCAUUGUCUCAGUGUAGCCGAAAGGAGGUAAAAAGAAAUGGUAAUGGUCCACUGCGUUUAUCAACCCAAUUUAUUUAUGCCAUCAAUUAAGCUAGCUCAAUUUUGUCCUAGUUAUUAUGCUCUUUAUAACAUGAGAAAAUUCUCUGUUGUUUCUUCUACAAUUCAAAACAAUUCUAGUCCUCGUUUAAAUUAUGUACAAAAUCCAUUUCAGAAAUCAAUCUCUAAACAUGAGGUUUUGAACAAUGAGCCUCUUGUAUUUGAUGUUUCAUUAGUUGGUAACAAGAUUAGGGAAUUUACAGAUAGUGGUUCAUUUGAAGAUGCUAUCUGGGUUUAUCUUAACAUGCUUGAAUGUGGCUUUUCAGUUGAUGAAUUUAGAUUCUUUCCGUGUUUAAUUAAGGCAUUUGGUGGGCUUUGUGAUGUGGAAAGGGCUAGGCAGAUUCAUGGGCACGUUUUGAAGUUAGGAUAUUCUGAUGAUAUCUAUGUUACAAAUUCACUUUUAAGUAUGUAUUGGAAAUGUGGAGAUGCUAAAGAUGCAAUUAAAUUGUUUGAGAAAAUGCGUGAGAGAGACUUGGUUUCUUGGAAUACCAUGAUAUCUGGGUUAAGCCAAUCAGGGGAUUACUUUGGUUCCUUGAGGAUCUUUCAGAGGAUGAUUUAUGAACAUGGCGUGUGCCCAAAUAGGGUUAGCUGUCUUUCAGCUCUUUCGUCAUGUGCAUCAAUUGAGGCUUUGAUAAAUGGCAGGGAAAUUCAUGGGUUUGUUGUAAAAAGUGGAUUGGCUGUUAAUGAGUUUUUGGUUAGUGGAUUGAUUGACAUGUACAUGAAAUGUGCGGAUAUAAGGACCGCUGAAUGCAUUUUUAAAAGGGUUCUUGAUUACGAGUCAGUUAGAAGAAAUACAGUCAUAUGGAAUGUUAUGAUUAGGGGUUAUAUUUCUAAUGGCUAUUUGUCGCUGGCAUUGGAGUUUUUUAUUGAGAUGUUGAAUUUGGGGAUGAGACCAGAUUCAUCAACAAUUUUGGCUGUUCUAGUUUUGUGCUCUGAAUCAUUGGAUUUAAAAGUUGGAAAGCAAAUACAUGGACUGGUUUUCAGCCAUGGAUUGAGAAAUGAUGUAAGAACUGAAACUGCACUCAUAGAUAUGUACUUCAAAUGUGGUGAUCCUGAAGCUGGUUUGACAAUGUUCAGUCAGUCUCAAAAUCGCAACUUGGUUAUGUGGAGUGCAGUCAUCUCAAAUUGUGCUCAGGAUGGUUAUCCUACGAAAGCACUUGAAUUAUUCAAUGGUUUCAUGUUAGAGUAUGGCUUUCCAGAUUCUCUCAUACUUCUAGCUGUGCUGCGAGCAUGUUCGGCCUUGGCAUUUAAGUCUAGAGGGAUGGAAAUCCAUGGUUUAGCAGUAAAAUUAGCACUUGAUGCAGAUACUUUUCUUGGUGGUGCCAUAGUUGAUAUGUAUGGAAAAUGCGGAGAUUUGGAGUCUGCUCAAAAGGUUUUUUCAGGCUUAACUUCAAGGGAUUUAAUCUCAUGGAAUGCCUUAAUAUCUGGAUAUUCUCAAAAUGAAUGUGCUGUUGAAGCUUUUGAGGUAUUUCGUGAUAUGCAGUCUGAACAAAUUACACCCAAUUCUGUAACAGCUGCAUUAAUUCUUUCUGUUUGCGCUCAUUUGUCAGUCAUGAUCCAGUGUAAGGAGGUUCAUUGCUACAUAUUACGACAAGGGCUUGAGGACAAUGUUCUUGUGUGCAAUUCUCUGAUAGCUACCUAUGCUAAAUGUGGGGACAUAAACAGCUCCUGGACUGUUUUUGAGAAAAUGCCUGAAAGAAACGAAAUAUCAUGGAACUCGAUCAUAUUGGGGUUAGGAAUGCAUGGUCAUACAGAUAAAUUGUUUGUUUUGUUUGAAAAGAUGAAAGAGGCCGUCAAGAAGCCCGAUCAUGUGACUUUUACAGCUCUUCUUUCUGCAUGUAGCCAUGCUGGGAGGGUUGAUAUGGGAUGGAAAUAUUUCAAUAGGAUGGUUGAAGACUAUAAACUUGAACCACAACUUGAACAGUAUACUUGCAUGGUUGAUCUUCUAGGUCGAGCUGGUCAUCUAAAUGAAGCAUAUGAUUUAAUCAUGGCCAUGCCUUGUAUCCCAGAUAAUCGCAUAUGGGGUUCGUUGCUUGGGGCUUGCAGAACUCAUGGCAACAAAAAGCUGGCAGAACUUGUGGCUAAUAACAUAUUUAAACUUGAUCCUACAAGCAUCGGUUACCGUGUCAUCCUUGCAAAUUUGUAUGAAGAUUUUGGGAGAUCGAAUGAAUAUAUUAGAGUCAGAUCAGAAAUUAAAGAAAAAGGGCUGAAAAAGCAGCCUGGAUGCAGUUGGGUUGAAGUAAAUAACAAUAUUCACAUUUUUAUUGCUAGUGAUCGCUCACAUCAUCAAUCGCAGGAGAUAUAUGAUGCAUUAGAAAGUUUAACUCUGGAGAUGAAAAGGGUAGGUUACAUUCCUCAAUUACAAUCAGUAAAUGUCAUGCAUGAUGAGUCUGAUGAGUGAUGAAGGAGGUCUAUUUUUUUCUUGGAAAAAAGAAAAAGAAAAAAGAAAACGCGAUAGAUGAGAUUAUAUGAUGUAACAUAUAAUUCUUAUAUAUCACAAAGCUUUGUGCCAUCUCCACUUGAAGAGCAGGAGGUGCCCAUUGUCAGCUACUUAUGGGCUCUUGCUGAUGACUUAUCUUUGCAGCUGAUAGGCUUUUCUUCUGUCAAUUUGCUCAGUUUCCCAGUGGUAUCUUGUACGUACCAAGAAGCCGGAUUAAAAAUGUAAUAUAAGCUAUAAAUUGCCUCAUAUUAUAUUCACAACCACCAGAGAGGAAGUACUCUUUAUCACUUUAAAGUCGUGACUUUUCAAAUAAUCCA